Dimorphilus gyrociliatus is the source of this 2038-nucleotide messenger RNA. The record is from the annotation of a GenBank genome assembly. Lineage: Eukaryota; Metazoa; Annelida; Polychaeta; Dinophilidae.
AGUUUCUAGAAUUAAUUUCAUAAUAAUACCACCUUGUCAUAUAGCUUAGACUUUUGUUUAGUUAAAGUACAAAGAAUUAUAUAUACUAUAUUUGGCCUUAUAUAUAUUUAUUAUCAAUCCAUUUUACUAGCUUCUGGAAUAUAAAAGUUUUUAUUGAUUGAGGCAUAGUUAACUUUUGUUUGAAACAAUUUCGCUUACUUUUUAUUAUCGUUCGCCGAGAGAAUUGUUCGAAAAUUAUAAAUAAAUUUAUAGAGUUUUUCCGAGAUUGGCAAUGGAUUUCAAAAGAUUAGUGAUACUAUACGGAAGUCAAACAGGAUACGCUGAAGAUUUAGCAGAUAGGAUAAGCCGCCAAGCUCGUAGUAGACACAUAAAGAUAUAUUUAUCAAGUUUAGAUGAAUACAGCAUUAAAAAUCUUAUAAACGAAGAUGUCGUUUUGUUCGUUUGUUCUACAACUGGUCAAGGAGAUCCUCCAGAUAAUAUGCAGUUAUUUUGGAAAUUUAUUAUGAGGAGAGGUCUUCCGAAUAAUUCUCUAAUAAAUGUAAAAUUUGCAGUAUUAGGUUUAGGAGAUUCUUCUUAUGAACAAUAUAACUUUGUUGCAAAAAAAUUACAUAAAAGAUUGUUAAUGUUAGGAGGGAACGCCUUAGUUAACGUCUGUUUAGGAGAUGAUCAACACGAUCUAGGAUCAGAUGCUGCUGUUGAACCUUGGCUACUUCAAUUUUGGGAGACACUUGGUCAAAUUUAUUCGAUAUCAAAUCCAAAUAAGAGCUUAUUAUCGCCAAAAUAUGACGUUUCCUGUUAUGUAAACACCAAUGAAAUUAGCGAGAACUUUAUCAAAGAAUUUUCUCCUACAGUUCAAGAAGCGUCUGAGAAAAAGCCUUAUAAAGCUGAAUUAAUCAGUAAUGAUAGAGUAACUAAACAAACACAUUUUCAAGAUGUUCGCCUGAUAAAAUUCUCAGCUGUAAACGCUCAUUGCAUUUAUAAACCAGGCGAUGUCUUAAUGAUACAACCGGAAAAUACGGACGAAAAUGUUGAUAAAUUUUUUGAGAUAUUCAACUGUUUCGAUCGAAGUACCAUAGUAGAAUGCAAGGAAAAAGAUGGAAUAUCAGUACCGGAUGUUCUUAAGGGUCAAAAUUCUUUAGAAAAUUUAGUUAAAUACUACUUCGACUUUUGUGGAAGACCUAAAAGGUCUUUUUUUGAAAUUUUAUCAAAAUUCUCUACAUCUGAAUUAGAAAAGGAGAAAUUAGAAGAAUUCGAUAGUGCCGAAGGUCAAGAAGAACUAUUUGCCUAUUGUAAUCGACCUCGGAGAACUUAUUUAGAAGUUUUACAAGAUUUCCCAGAAACUCUUGCAUGCAUUGAAAAGGAAUACUUCUUUGAUCUUUUUCCUCCAUUAAAACCAAGAGCAUUUUCAAUUGCCUCCAGUCCUAAAUACCAUAAAAAUGAACUUCAUAUACUAGUAGCUGUUGUGAGGUACAAAACACGUCUUUUCGAACCACGAAAAGGUGUAUGCAGUACUUGGUUAGCUUAUUCAGGAUUAAAAUAUGCAUCUAUUUGGAUUAAGAAAGGUACAAUGAUGUUUCCUCGACCAGAAAACGUGAAACCUUGUAUCAUGGUUGGUCCUGGAACCGGUGUCGCACCUUUUCGUAGUUAUCUGCUAGAUAUGCUAAUUGACAAAAAGAAAGACAAUCUACUAUUCUUUGGUUCAAGAAAUGAAAAGAGCGACUUCUUUUUUAAAGAAGAUUGGGAAAACUGCCAAAAAGAAAAUAUUCUUCAAUUAAGAACAGCUUUUUCUAGAGAUCAGGAUGAUAAAAUAUACGUUCAGCAUCGAAUACGCCAAGAAGUGGAUCUUGUUUGCCGAUAUAUUUACGAUGAGGAGGGAUCCUGUUAUAUUGCUGGAAACUCGAAUCAAAUGCCCGAGGCUGUAAAAGAUGCUGUUAAAGAAUGCUUGAUCAAGGGAAGAAACUUGACAAAAGAUGACGCAGAUACUUUUAUAUCUAAUAUGAUUCGCAAAAAGCUUUAUCAAUUAGAGACAUGGUCAUAA